GCGGAAAGGUCCGUGGCUAACGAUCGAAGGUUAAAUGUCAUAUGUCACGAAAAGCGCCCCCUGUCCGCAGUCGUUAGACGUCACGCGUGACGUCAUCGAUCUGCCGUUUGACGUAGCGGCCGACGGUCUGGAUAGACGGUGGAAGCCCAGCGUCAUGAACUGUACCCAUAUUGUAUCCGGAAUGCUGAUCUUUUCUACUGAAGCAACUUUAACAGUGGAUAAAGUUGUGAGGUGUGAAGUGGCUAAAUUUCUGGUGGCUACAAGGCCACUAAUUGAAGUUAACGACAACUACACAUCAAAGGGAAGCUUUUGGCCAACAGCUGCAAGGUAUUAAUCUUGCACCAAAAAUUAUAGUGAUAAGUCAUUUAAAGAAUGUAAAGGGAACAAGUGUUUAACAUUAAACAGCACAACUGGCUUCAACACUUAAUAAAGUAUUAGAACAGUUACUGCCCACAAUGGUUACUCAUCCUGCUAUGGAGAAUGAAAUGUCCACUUCAGCUUUUCCUGGAGGAGAUAGUGAGCAUGCCGAACUGUUGGCACUUACUCUAGCAGGAGCUGAAGAUGACAGUUCAGUUUGCGAAUGUGUACUUAAUGGCACUGUGAAAUCCAAAGAUGACGAAGACAAAGGUAUAGUCUCACAAGUAUUCAGAGAAGAUAGUCCACGAGAAGAAACAGUAGAAAUGGAAGACAAAGAAGUUAAUGAAGUUACUUUAACACUUACGAGUGGAAAAGACGAAGAUAACCCUCCAACAGAAAUUCAUCCACAUGAAUCAAUUCGAGCAGUUGCUUUGCAGGUUUUUAUUCCUUUCUUAUGUGCUGGAUUAGGAACCGUUGUAGCAGGACUGAUAUUAGACAAAGUUCAGCAUUGGCCAGUAUUUGUAAAAGUAUCAGAACUAUUUAUUCUUGUUCCUGCUCUUUUGGGUUUGAAGGGAAAUUUGGAAAUGACUUUAGCUUCCAGACUUUCUACACAAGCUAAUUUGGGAAAUUUAGAUACAUCAAAUGAACAGUGGAAAAUUGCAGGAGGAAACUUAGCACUCGUCCAGUGUCAAGCAAUAGUUGUGGGAUUUCUGGCAUCUGUAUUUGCCAUUGUUGUUGAUUGGAUUAAUGCAAGAAAAUUUGAUAUGAAUCAUGCUGUUCUUCUCUGUGCUAGUGCAUUAAUUACAGCUUCAAUUGCAAGUGUUGCUUUAGGUAUAGUGACUAUGGGUAUUGUAGUAUUUGCUCGUAAAUUUAAAAUCAAUCCAGACAAUGUAUCUACACCAAUAGCUGCUUCCUUGGGGGAUAUGACAACUCUAGGUUUGCUUGCUGGAAUCAGUGCUCUUUUAUUUCAAAGAAUAGAUGUAGAUUUAUGGCUAGCACCUUCCUUAGUGGUCGUCUUCAUGCUACUCAUUCCUUUAUGGGGUUUUAUUGCUCGAGGAAAUAAAUAUACAGAAAAAGUUCUUUACAGUGGAUGGAUUCCAGUUAUUAGUGCUGUAUUAAUUUCUAGUGUAGGGGGAUGCAUUUUAGAUUAUGCUGUAGAACGUUUCAGUGGCCUUGCUGUUUUCCAGCCAGUUAUUAAUGGAGUGGGAGGUAAUCUUGUUGCAGUUCAAGCAAGUAGGAUUUCAACAUAUCUUCACCAGAGAUCAGAAAUGGGUACUUUACCUGCUACUGAAUCCAAUCCUUGCAUUAAUCCUUGUUCUGUAUUUUUUGGUAAAAAUGCUCAUGCUAAAACAGCUCGAUUACUUCUAUUCAUGGCAUUACCUGGACACAUACUUUUUGCCUAUGUUAUCCGCCUUUUAAAUGCCGGCCAUACAUCAUUGACUUUUCUUUUCUUAGUUGUUUAUCUUACUGCAGCAUUAUUGCAGGUAACAGUAUUGUUGUAUACAGCACAUUGCCUUAUACACUGGAUGUGGAGGUGGAGGAUUGAUCCUGACAAUUCAGCAAUUCCAUACUUGACGGCUCUGGGUGAUCUAUUGGGAACAGCAUUACUGGCUGCAGCUUUUCAACUGCUCUAUGUUUUAGGAGAGGUGGAAGCUCAGUGAAAUAUUAUCAUUAUCAUCUUUUAGACCAAAAUUAUUUAAAAAUACCCUUAAUAAGGCUAAUACCAGUUUGUAUUAAGUUGAAAUUAAUAACUCAUCUUUAUUCAUUUAUGAUGGUUUAGCAUAACUUAUUGAUUCCAAAUAUCAAUAGCUCUGUAAUUUAUUUGUAUGAUCAAAUAGUGCUUAAUUCUGUGAUCGUUUUAUCAAAUGCAUUGUAUGGUUUUUGGUGUUCAGUUCCUGUUAUAUUCUAGAUUGUCUAUUUGAUUAAAUUGUAAAUGGUGCUGAACAGAUGUACAUAAUGUAAUUGAGUGCAUGUGCAAAUAUUAAUAUUGUAAUUGUUCAAAAAAUUUUGUAAAAUGUAUAUAAAGAGAUAAAAAAGAGAUAGAGGAAAUAUAAUGAAAUGUCCAAAACCUUGAUAAUGCUGAUAAUAUUGCACAAAUUAACAAUAGGUAUUUCAUAGAAAAAAAAUAUUAGCAUGUUUUGUUUAUAUUUAUUUCUCUCUAUUUUUUUAUUUAAGUUCUAUUUUCUACUAGUUAUACAAUAGUGAUUGUUGUUUUUGAUAUUCUUGUGAAGAAUAUUUUGCUUUUAUUUUUCCUUUCAAAAAAGUUUUAUUUUAAAUUAAAUUUAAACUUUUAGUGAUUCUUAUAGUUCAAGAUAGGUUUUUGAAUUUUUGAAGUUAUGUCAUACUCCUUAUUUAUAAUAAUUUAUGGAAGAUUUUUUUAAAAAUCUAAGAAGGAUAUAUUCAAUUUAAACUAAGUUAUAGAAAGUUGUAUGAAUUAAGUUUUUUAUAAUUAUGUAUUAUAUAUAAAUUGAAAUUCAAAUUUAAGUUUUUAAGUAUUUUAAAAGGUAAUAGACAGUAUUAGUUAUCACUUUUCAUUUUGGUUAUAGGAGAGCACCAAAUAUUCAAAUUAUUGUAGAUGUUUUUUAGUUGUUUAAGAAAAGUCAUAACACUAAAUAAAUUUUUUUAUUAUUUCUAAGAAGAAAUCAAGGAAAUUUUAAAAAUUUCAAAUUUUUAAAACUUCUUCAAAAUAAGAAUUGCCUUUUAUUUCUUAAUUCUUUAUGUACAGUACAUAAAAACUAUUUAUACUAUAGAACUUUGUUAUAUAUGUAGACAAUCUGAUAACAUUAUUGAUCUAGAUACUGGGUCCAUGGAUCAUUUUAAACAGAAUUCACUCUUUAAAUCCAUAAAUUUUGCAAAAGAAAAUUAUUUCCUAGACAUUAUAACUUUGCACAAACAUCGAAUAUAUUCAGUAUUUGAAACUGAAAAAUCUAACUUGUAAGUACUUAGUCAAUGUCCAUUUUUUCAAAUAUCUGGUAUCAAUGGGGACGAAAGUAACAAUGUUCUAUUGUAUGACUUUGUAUGUACUAAUUACAAACAUAUCUAAGUUUGUAAUUGCGAAACUUGAAAUUCUAACGAAUUUAUACAUUGAAGAAUUUCAGAAUUUUAUUAUAUGGAGUGCUUUUAUUUAUAUUAAUUUGUUUUUAAACAAAUUUAGCACUCCAUCAAAUCCUUUAACAAGUAGUUUGAAUAAUGGGACUCUACUGUAAUAUAAUAAUUUGUACUUAAUUUAUUCAAAUGAUUUAUUAUAGCAGAAUGUAAUUAAUUUCUCGAUUUUAUUCAUGAUAA
Molecule: messenger RNA, 3642 nt
Organism: Centruroides sculpturatus (bark scorpion)
Lineage: Eukaryota; Metazoa; Arthropoda; Arachnida; Scorpiones; Buthidae
Product: solute carrier family 41 member 1-like
Exons: 12
Coding region: 456-2018 (520 amino acids)
Biological process (GO): monoatomic cation transport
Cellular component (GO): plasma membrane
Molecular function (GO): monoatomic cation transmembrane transporter activity
Source: RefSeq, a predicted model, not a curated record